AUGAACGGUGCAACCGCAUCAGACCAACUGGACAAACUUGAUAUAAAAUGCAGCGGCGAAACUCAUGAGAACGUGGAGGAUUCUCCAAAUAUCUGUCGAAUAUGUGCCACCGUCACGGAUCUGGUCAUUCCUAUAUUUGAAGGAGAAGGACUACAAAAUAACUUAGCUGAAAAAAUUCAUAAACAUUUACCAAUAAAGGUGUCGGUGCAGGAUGUGCUGCCCCGGGUUGUGUGCUACCAGUGCUCCAGUACUGUGCUGGCUUGGCAUGAGCUGGUGCAGUGCUGUCAACAAGCUGACCAGGCUCUCCGACAACAGGCAGCCAAUAGGAAAAAGAAACCAGUUGAAGUAACAGGAACACCAUCAGAUCCAAAGGGUUUGAACUUAUUAACAUCCAUAGUGACAGAUGUUUUGAAUGAUUACUGUCAAAUGCUUAACAUAAAUCAGGAUAACUCUGACAUAUAUUACGUCUGUCAAGAAUGUGACGGACAUCCUGUCUCAAGCUCUAUAGAAACAUUAUCACAGCAUCUUCAACUGGUACACAGUGAAUUGAGUAAUGAGAAACUAAUUGAACAAUUUAUAAAAGACAAUAUUUUCAUAGAGGAAGUCCUCAUCUCUGAUGAAUUAUUAAGUAGCGAGGAUCUCAGUAAGCAGGCUCCUAACAAAGAGUUACCAAAUUAUUCCUGUCCUUUUUGUGAAAGCAUGUUUUCUUCACCCACUAGACUUGUAUUCCACCUCAACCGUCACCUCGAGGUCUGUAUCGACGACGGAGUGUACUGCUGUAACCAGCUGUUCAAUAAUAAAACAUUUUUCGUCACUCACCUACAAUCUCAACACGUUCAUAAGGUUAUCGACUCGUCUCGCGUGUGCAAGAGCUGCGGCCUCACAGCCGGCGACCUGGACGAGCUCCAGAAACAUAUAAACGAUAAUCAUCCUCAAGCGGAGGAAAGAUAUGAGAGGGGCAAGACAGAAGGCAGUCCCAAAUGUCAGAAAUUUAUUCCGGCCGUGUGUUCCGAGUGCAACAAAACCUUCUCCAACAAGUACAACAUGUUAGUGCACAUGAGGAACCAUUUCGGACAGCCGAGUCGGUUCGCGUGCGACAAGUGCAAUAAGACGUACAAGAGCCAAGGCAGCCUCAUAUACCACCACAAGGUGGUCCACGAAGGACAGCUCAAGUUCGUGUGCUCGUCGUGCGGAGAGGCCUUCCCGUCACGAGCAGCCAGGGACGUGCACGCGCGCCUCCACACUGGUCAGAAACCUUUUUCAUGCCAAUACUGUGGGAAGGCCUACCGAGCUAAGAACACUCUAUACAGACACAUAGACAUGCAUCUGAACAUUAGAAAAUAUGCCUGCAGCUUUUGUGAUAAAAAAUGGAUCCCAUCUCCCGACCCAUACUUCUUGAAGAGGAGAGAAUUUAAAAUUGAACUCAAUGAACCAACACACAGUAACGGUACUGAGAGAGUCAGAGGUCAUCACAGGCAUGGAUCGGAAUCCGACGAAGAUGACAAACCCCUCGCUGAGUUCGCGGCCGCUAGACCAUCAGAUAUAUACAGAAACUUUUAUAGGGCAUUAACAAAGUUUCGAGAUCACUACGUUCAACAUGAGUUUAAGAGAGAUCGCUGCUCAGAUCUAUCCAACUCGAGCGAUUCGGAGGAAGAAAGGAAUUGGGAAGAACUGGAUCCGGUUCAGUACGACGACCUCUCCAACAGCAACAUGAGGAAGGACAAAAUGAACGAGGAGACCCGACUCGAGCUCAGCCAGGUGCAGACGAAAAUAAACGGGAAGACUUACUACAUCUGCAAAAUAUGUGACAAGAAGCUGAGCUCGUCACACACUUAUAUUUUCCACAAGAGAAUACACACGGGGGAGCGACCGUGCAUCUGUCACGUGUGCGGCAAACAGUUCCGCGCGCCCAACGGACUCCAGAGACAUCUCACAGAGACACACGAACGACUGCGCCGGUACACUUGCCAGAUCUGCCACAAGUCGUUCGCGAACUCGCAGAACCUCAAACAACACAUGAGAAUACACACGGGCGAGAGACCUUUCGUGUGCUCCCACUGUGGGAAGCGAUUCACACAGAGUGGCUCGCUACAUGUGCACCUAAAGACACACAGCGCCACACUCCCGCACGCCUGCCGGGACUGCGGCGCCAAGUUCCGUAUGCGCUCCGGACUGACGCGGCACCGCCUCAAACACACCGGAGAGAGGCCGCACGUGUGUCGGCAUUGUGGCAAAGGAUUCAGACAAAAACAUGAAAUGAAUGCGCACGCUCUCACACACUCGGAUAGCAAACCGCACGUGUGUACCGUCUGCGGAACUGCCUUCCGCCAACGACGGGCCCUCCGCCAUCACUGUAAACGAUUACACGACAGCAAGCCCGGGGAAGACGCGCACGUUUACAACAACGCGAUUAAUUACAUUCUGACGUUGAACUCCGUUUAG
Molecule: messenger RNA, 2442 nt
Organism: Danaus chrysippus (African queen)
Lineage: Eukaryota; Metazoa; Arthropoda; Insecta; Lepidoptera; Nymphalidae
Source: the annotation of a GenBank genome assembly